Cryptomeria japonica (Japanese cedar) is the source of this 1824-nucleotide messenger RNA. Its product is annotated as replication protein A 70 kDa DNA-binding subunit C-like. Gene Ontology annotation, biological process: DNA recombination; DNA replication; DNA repair. The coding region runs from base 1 to 1824 and encodes 607 amino acids. Gene Ontology annotation, cellular component: nucleus. Gene Ontology annotation, molecular function: DNA binding. Lineage: Eukaryota; Viridiplantae; Streptophyta; Pinopsida; Cupressales; Cupressaceae. The record is from RefSeq and is a predicted model, not a curated record. The transcript is spliced from 3 exons.
AUGGCAUCUUCAACAGCUACCUCUGAAUCCAUAGACCAUUCCACUAUUGAUAAUUUGGCAAAAAACCAAGAGUAUGUCCCUACCCCUUUUGCAAUCCAAUCUAUCAAUGCUAGGGAUGACCUUCCUUCAACAUUGCUACAAGUUUUGUCAUUUCAGAAAAUGCAGAACAACACAGAUGAUACUGACAGACAUAAAUUAGUGUUAUCUGAUGGAAAAUACAUGCAGUUGGCAAUCUUGCCUUCUAAAUAUGCUACUCUGAUAGAUUCAGAUAUUCUAAAAAUAGGCACAAUAGUCCAGUUAUCGAGCUAUACAUGCCAAUACAUAUGGAACACAAGGACUAUCAUAAUACUUAGUCUAGAAGUGAAACAAAGUGUUUGCCCAUUCUUUGGAAAACCAGAAUAUCUAUUCAAAGAACAACAACCAAAAAUUAUGUCUGAGGACAAACCAUCAACAUCUAAACGGUCGCUUCAGUUUGCAACUGAAUUGCCAUCCCCACAAGCAACAACUUCUGAAAAUAUAAGUCCUAUAAAAACUUUGAAUCCAUACCAAAAUAAAUGGACAAUCAAAGGGAAAGUUACUCAUAAAUGGCCUAUUAAGGCAUAUAGCACAGCCACCAAAAAUGGCCAUGUCUUUAGCUUUGACAUUGUUGAUUGUGAUGGUUCUGAAAUUCGAAUUACAUGUUUUGAUGAGAUAGCUAAGUUACACUAUAACCAUGUGGACUUAGGUUCACAUUAUAUUAUUUCAAAAGGAUCUGUUGAGGAGGCAAAUGCAAGGUACAACAAACUAAACAGUCAUUUAGAAAUCACCUUGUCUAAUAUAUCCAUAGUAAAACGUUGCACCAACGAAGAACAAGCAGAUCAACAAACUGCUCCUUUCACACCUAUUGGUGAAUUGUUUCAACUAACAAACAGUACACUGGUUGACGUUAUUGGUCUUGUUCUAUAUGUUGGAGAUAUCAUUCCUAUUCACAGGAAAGAUGGCAGUCAAACACAAAAACGUGUCGUGAAAAUUAAUGAUCUAUCUGGUUCAACAAUUGACAUCAACUUAUGGGGCCCAAUAGCAGAACAAAAGGGCCUGGAAUUGAAAAAUAUGUUGACCAAUGAUAGUGUGGUAAUCCUUGCUUUACGUAAUGCUCAUGUUGGCUAUUUCAAUGGCAAGCUUGUAAACAUAACAGUUGCAACAACAUUACAUAUCAACCCAAGUUUUCCAGAAGCAGACCUUCUAACAUCAAGAGGAAAGGACCCUUUGCUUGUUGUACCCUUUGUUGCAAAAACUAUCCACAUAGAUGGCAAAUAUACUAGAAUGACAAUCUCUUCGAUCCAUGAGUGGAUGAGCAUCAAACCAGAAACAAUUCAGACAACAUUGCUAGCUAUUUUACGCUAUGUCAACGUCAAUGACCAAAAUUUCUAUUACACAGCUUGCCCACUGAUAGUCAAUGGAAGGCCUUGCAAGAAAAAAUGUACACAGCAAGCUGAUGGUUCUUGGUUCUGCUCUAGAUGUCAAAUGAGUAUGCAAGACUAUAAUUAUAGUUACCUCUUGCGUCUAAAGUUGCAAGAUGCCAUAGGUACUCUAUGGGCCACUGCAUUUGAUGAGGGUGGCAAUCACUUGCUACACAAAACUGCAAGACAACUCUAUGCACUACAAAACGAUGCAGCAACAACAAAGACACCUUCCUCAGUAAUGAAGAGAGUAUUGUCACAUUACUAUUCAUUCACACUGCUGGUUUCUACUGAGACAUACAAUUCAGGAUCCAAGAUGAAAGUGACGGUCAAUAAAGUUGCUCCUGUUGACUUCAAAGCUGAGUGCCAUGCACUGCUUGCAUAA